Messenger RNA from Scatophagus argus, 1559 nucleotides. RefSeq names its product V-set domain-containing T-cell activation inhibitor 1-like. Lineage: Eukaryota; Metazoa; Chordata; Actinopteri; Scatophagidae. Gene Ontology annotation, cellular component: external side of plasma membrane. The transcript is spliced from 4 exons. The coding region runs from base 146 to 661 and encodes 171 amino acids. Gene Ontology annotation, biological process: positive regulation of T cell proliferation; T cell costimulation; cellular response to lipopolysaccharide. The record is from RefSeq and is a predicted model, not a curated record.
UACGUAAAACGUGCAGAUGACGUAAGUGCGUACAUGGAUGAGACGUCAGGGCGUUUACAGCUAAUUUGGCAGCACGAAAAUAAGCACUAAUAAUUUAAACACUAAUUUAUACAAGUUUAAACCAGUAGCGGACGACUGGACGAAAAUGUGCCGUUUGAUGAGUGUUGUCUUGUUGCUGGUGUGCACCGUGAACACAGUGACCUGCCAGGUGAAGGUGGAGGCUCAUAUCGGGGACACCGUCCUGUUGCCCUGCAGCUACAGCGAGGUCACACAUCUCUCAGAUGAAACAACCGUCUUCUGGGUGGACAAAGACGACAGCAUCUUGCUGGAGAUUACUGGAUUCAAGACAACAUUUGCUUCGCAAAACAAGAAGUUCAGAGAUCGAGUGAGGAGUUUCUCGGAGCAGCACAGGAAGGGAAACUUCUCCAUCCUGAUGGACAACGUCCAGCAGUCGGACAGCGGUCCGUAUGACUGUUUCAACGUGUCACUGGACUUCAAACAGCGGGUCCUUCUGAGUGUUUCAGGCACUCGUGUGGACGCAACGGCAGCGACUGAUCCUCCAGGACCAUCAGGAGGAGCCGUGGGAACACCAAACCCCCUGCACACCACUUCUCUCUCUUUGUUAUUCACUUCUUUACCUAUGCUUGCACUGAAACUCUAAUAAUGAAAAACUGAGCUUUUAUUUCAUGAAGGGAACCUCAGGAACACUCUGACGGAAUUUCUCUCAAAGGUAAAGUAAGUAAGUAGGACAACAUCUGACACACAGGUCAAAGGAGAUAAAAUUUUACAUCCAGAAGGUCAAAGGCUAAGCUCCAGCUGUUACUUAACCCAGAAGUAAAGGUCCCUAUGAAGCAUGAAGUAUUUUACUGUGAUGCUGAUGUGUACCAGUUAUUGUAAAUUUAUCUUAUAUAUUUAUAUUUAUCUUUGUGAUUUAGGAAUCCUCAUAAACAUCCAUCCUGAGUGACCCGACCACAAGGUGGCAGCUCUGAGCACAGCUGUGACCGACAGACCACACGUUUGUCCCACUGAUGGACUAACAGCUGUCCACCUGUGACCGGAUCACUCAGGACUGAUGUUAAUCCCAGGUCUCACUGGACCCUAAUGUUUCACUGAAGACAGGUCAGUCUCUAAAAACCAUCCAGAUGAGGGAAGAUGUCAUCAAAACAUUAAACUGCACAGUAGAAAAAGUCGUGCUGAUUAGAAGAGUUCACAGUAGGAGAAAGAUGAUAAAAAUCACGCUGACAACUGCUUCAGUUGUUCACAGUAAUAAACUCUGACCUGAUUGGACAGCCAAUCAGUGUUUCCAUCACUCACCGAAACGCAUUGAAGCUUUACACGUAUGUUAGCCUAACUACUAUAUUUACCAACACACAUUUCAGCUGUCAAUAAAGGAAUAUAUGAUUUAUUUAUUUAUUUACUCUUGAAUAUGUUGCUCAAUAGAAAAUCUGCUUCUGUUUCUCAGAGCAUGUUUCUGUUGCUGUCUGGGUGUCUGUACCCUUAGAAUAAACUGCAGACUGAAGUUUGUUUUGUUCUUGAAUAAAAAGUUCAGGUAGAAGAAA